Molecule: messenger RNA, 909 nt
Organism: Cucumis melo (muskmelon)
Lineage: Eukaryota; Viridiplantae; Streptophyta; Magnoliopsida; Cucurbitales; Cucurbitaceae
Product: 10 kDa chaperonin, mitochondrial-like
Exons: 2
Coding region: 130-561 (143 amino acids)
Cellular component (GO): mitochondrial matrix
Molecular function (GO): protein folding chaperone; protein-folding chaperone binding; ATP binding
Source: RefSeq, a predicted model, not a curated record
CGAAAUCUCUAAACCCUCCUGUCCUAGAACCUUCUACGCCUUUCUAUUUCUUCCGUUAAAGCAACCCCCACUCUCCACCUUCUUCCUCGCACCUGAAAUCAAGAACCCUAAUUCUUCCACCACACACUUAUGGCGAAGCGCUUAAUUCCAUCUCUCAAUCGUGUCUUGAUCGAGAAAAUCGUUCCUCCUUCCAAAACCUCUGCCGGCAUUCUUCUACCUGAGAGCUCCUCCAAGUUGAACUCCGGCAAGGUGAUUGCGGUGGGUCCUGGUGCACGGGAUAUUAACGGGAAUCUGGUUCCGGUCUGUGUCAAAGAAGGUGAUACCGUUCUUUUGCCUGAAUAUGGAGGCACGUCAGUGAAGCUCGGGGAGAAAGAGUAUGCUUCUACUUUUCUUGCUCUGUUUGUAGAAAUGAUGGUCUUCGAUUUAAAUCUUCCUGCGUAUGCCUACUGUAUUUGCCUCCUUAGUUCAUUGUCAUUAUCUCAAAUUGAACAAUUUUAUAAUUUUAGAACGAGAUUGGAAUAUUCAGGACUAUGUGUGAGUUUGAGAUAUCAAUCUUAUUAGAAAUUGCUGUUUCUUCUCAAGUAUUCGUUGAUUCUUUGCCGAAUUCAUAUUAGUCUAAGAAGACUAAAGUAGAAUGUAAAUAUUGAUUUCCUAUUCGAUUUCAUGAUUUUGGUUUGAUUUUUCUUUGGUGGGGUUUAUCUGCAGGUUUCAUUUGUUUAGAGAUGAAGACAUUUUGGGAACUUUACACGGUUGAUUAUCAAUCUAAUUCAACAGUGAACUGUUUGUGCCUUUGUUAAAGCUUCAUUCUGGUAUUUUUGAUUUAGUUUUCUUUCAUGUUGUAGCUUAUUGAAUGCUAGAACUAGAAUGAAGAACGUGAUCAAUCAAUGAUUGGUUUUCCAUUUAGUUAAA